Messenger RNA from Apus apus (common swift), 6146 nucleotides. Its product is annotated as KIAA0825 ortholog. NCBI's taxonomy places the organism in Eukaryota, Metazoa, Chordata, Aves, Apodiformes, Apodidae. Bases 175 to 4029 code for a protein of 1284 amino acids. The record is from RefSeq and is a predicted model, not a curated record. The transcript has 21 exons.
GCGGCGUUCGGCGCCGGUGCGGGUGGAGGUGUCUCCCCCCCCUCUGGAGCGGCCUGGCUGUGUGAGGCGGGGAGGACCACUGAUGAACUAUUAACUGAAUAUUAUGCAAAGUCCCAUAAAAUGUAAAACAAGAUAGCAGCUACAGAGAGAACAUUUUGAGCAAAGAUUCUAAAAAUGGAAUGGGGAGGAGAGUAUUCUCUUGAUUCGUCCAAUUUAGACUGUUUGUUAAAUGUCCUUCCUGGAGAACUGGAGUUUCAACAAAUCCUUAGUGAUCUAGAUGAAAAAAUUAAGAAGAACUCUUCUAGCAUAGAACAGUGUCUAAAAGACCUGCAAUCAGAAGUGAAUGAAAUAUGUACUGAUGAAAUACUACACAGCACGACUGACUGCCUCCAGUGGCUAAACAACUGCAAUUUUAGUUCUCUCAGACCUUCAUCUACAAACCAUGGAGAGCUGAUGGAGUUCCUUAGGACCCUGCAAAGCUUGCUGAAGAAUGAGCAGAAUCAAGAGGAAAUGAUACUUCACUUCCUUCUGGAUCUUUCUAGUCAGUGUGGUGUCUCAUUUCCCUGUACUCCCAGUGGGAUGUCCUUUGAGCUAGCAUCUUCCCUUCAUGCCGUUGAGGAUGAUUCCACUAUGGAUGUGAAAUCUCUCUGGGAUGAUGUGAGACUGCACCUUCGACGAUUUUUAGUAAAUAGACUGCAAAGCCAAGAAGAUACGAACACUAAUGCUUUGCUACAAAAAAUGGAGUUUAAAACCCAGUGCAUACAGCAACUUUUAUUUCUUUAUCCUGAGUCAGAAGUCUUAACAAAGUAUCAAAAUAUGCAGAAUAAAUUUGUCAGCGAACUUCUACAGAACUGUAUUUUGUCUAGUUGUGGUGAAACGAAUUUUGAUAAGGUGGUUCACGGUUACCAGAGUUCCGUACCCAGACUGUGCGCAAUGAUAAAAGAGGAUCUGUGUAUACUAAGUGGAACUAUUGAUCCUUCUUCGUCACUGAAGUUUAUUAAUGAAACUUACCUGGACACCAUCACUGAGGAAAUGACAGUUCUUCUUGAAAGACUUUGUGAGCUGCAGUUCAAAGAAAAUGCUUUACAUGUCGUUAAGGCAAACAAGAUUUCGAAGAAGCAUAGAGGAGCAGUUCAUGCCAUGGCCUCCCAGGAAUACCACAAAAAAGGAAGGAACUUCUGCUUAACAUUGUAUCAACUCAAAUGUCUUUCUCAACUUAUCAAACUCUUUUUACUAAUGGAAGAAAAAAUUGAGGAGCUCUCUGCAGAAAUUCUGUUGGUGCCUUCAUUUACAGAGAAGAAUAAGAAUGUUCAAGGAGUUCUGAAGAAAGCUGGUGGGGAGCUUUUAAUAGGAGAAACUAGAGCAAAUGAGACCAGUGUGCUUCCUGAACAGUUACUUCAGGUAGAAGAGCCUGUUUUCCUGAAUUUUGGCUGGAGAAAUGCGUUUAAAGACCUGUCUUCUUCUGUGGCUCACUGCAUAACAAUAGCAAUCGAGGACUUUUCAACUAAAAUUCUUCAACAUGAGCAGAAAGAAGAGUUUUCAGCUGCAGGCUGUGCAGUGAGUCUUGUAAACAACCAGCAAAUGAGGGAGUCCUGCGGAGCAGUCCAACAGGAGGAGCAACCAAAACGAAUUUUUAAGUUUUGUUCUGACAUCAUGGAAGAACUUGACACAUUGCUUCCAUUGGCUCUGGCAUGCAGAGAUGAUUCUCUUCAGGAAAUUAGAGCAAACUUUGUAGAGGCCUGCAGCAAAGUGGCAACAGCUGUCCUGGCAAGGCUAGAGGAGAAAAGCAAAGAGGUUCCCUCCAAGGCUCCUCUGCAAGACUUGUAUGCUACCCUCUCCACGGCCAUACAUGUCUCUCAGCAUUUUACAAUGUAUAGCAAUUUAAUGAGAGAAACCAGCAAAAAACCCCUGUUCCUAGUGCCUGUCCAGCAGUACCAGGAGUUCAUCAACGUUCUCCAGUUUCAAGUUACGAACUACUGCGUCAGAGUUUGUGCCACAAGCAUUUUACAGGAUGCUGAGAGCCACCACUGGGAUGACUACAAAGCUUUUUAUGAGGGGGAAAGAUGCUCCUUCUCUGUCCAGAUGUGGCAUUACUUCUGCUGUGCUCUUCAUCAUGAUUUAUGGACUAUUCUACCUCCCAAGACAGCCCAGGAGAUUCUUACAGAUGUACUGGAACAAUCUUUGGAUAUGCUGUCCUCCAGAUAUUGUCAGGCCUGCCCCACUUACAAGAGAACACCACAGAUCAGAAUUGAUAUUGCAGCAAUUUUGAUGUGUGCUGAAGAAAUGAUCUGGUCAGUUUGCAGCUCUGCACAGGAGUUCCUGAACCCACAUGAAGAUCUUAAGAUCUAUAAAAUACAUAGCCACUGCAAUAGUCUGCUGUCUGUGUUGGCUAUUUUAACUUCACCACUGAAGAACUUGUACCAGACAUUUCUGAACAGUUCUGGUGAAAGUCUUCCUCAAGAUUUUUCAAAUGUAAUUUAUCAUCCCUUACACUGGUUAUUUUGCAUCCCAUCGUCCUGUUCAUCCUUCCUGAAGACUCCAUCAGCCAGAGAAAUGACAACCCAGGGUCAGCUCAGACUGCUCUUAUCCCAGCCAUGCUGUAAUUUGAACUUGCUUUUGGAAACGUUGCUACAUCAUGAUUGUCUCUUAGUGAAAAUUUUACUGAGAGGUUCAAGAAAUGAAGUAUUUAAUCGUGAUGAACAAAGUUCUCUCUCAGAAGACAUAAAUAGCAAAGAGCCAACUCUGACUGAAACAAUCUUCACAGUAUUAUCUUAUUGCACUUUAUCACCCAAAUCUCUUGGCAUUGCUUUUGAGACCUACAUGGAAAAAGAGCAGCUGUGGAAUUUCUUAUACACUAUGACAGUUUCCAGCUGUGGUGAGUCGGAUCCAGAGGUUAUCAGAUGCUUGAAGUUGACUUUGAUUAAUUCAGUCAAGGGUAUAGUGAAGCAGAUAAUUUCUUUGAUGCAUUCAUGGGAGGCAACAGAAAACUAUGGAACGUACCAGCACAAGCAAAUAGUUCCUGAAAGUUUACUGAAAACAGUUCCAAAGGAAUGGAACUACACUCCUCGGGAAAUGAAGAGAAAAGAAUCCGGGAAAUGCUUCACAAGGCUUGCAGCUCAGGCAGUAUCUAUUGUAAUCAGCAAGUUACCUACAGUGAUUGCAUGUUUGCCUCCCCCAAUUAAGUACUUCUUUUUUCUGGCUGAGAGAAAAAUGUCAAGAAACUUUGCUGAAUUGAAGAAAGCUGGUCUGCUUGUCUGGAACUUGAUUGUAAUUAUAUGUCGGAUAUUUGAGGAUGGAAAUACUGCAGAACUUUUAACAGGUGCAACACUUGACAGAUGGAGCAAAGAAAAACUGAGUUUAGUUCGUGUGUGCUUAGAAAGUCUUAUGGGAAAACAGAAAAGUGGUCCUAAGCAAGUGACCCAGAAGGUUAUACAAAGCCUUGAACAGCAAAGACCAAACUGGAUUGAAAGCCAGUUGCUGAAGGCAAGAAAAUUGAGCAUAAGCUGUGGCUCAGCCACAGUAGAAAGUGCAACGUUACAGGAAGGAGGCAUUGCACUUGGAUUCACUGAGCAGAAAAUAAACAUGAUGGUCCUGGAUAUCUGCCACAAACCAGGUGGCAGCGAGUACCUGAGGCAAAUUUAUCACAUCAUCCGGCUCAAUGAGGAGUAUCUGAAGGAGCAGCUGUCCUGUGAGAGCUCUGCUGAAGAUGGUGCUACCUCGAGUCAAAGCCUGUCUCUGACACUGAAGGGCAGAGAAGAGCAGCCUGUCUUCAACCCUUUCCAGGUGUACAGACAAUCCUGGGACAAAGUGUUCAGUCAGUCAACCAUUGCUGAGUGGAACUGGGAUUGGUCAAACUUGCUGCCAAGUUAUUUGGGACAGAAUCAGAUGACCUUCAGGGUGCUGCUGGCACACAGGUGGGAGAUGAAAGAAGGAGCGGAUCUUGAAGAUGAAGAGAAAGUUAUGGUGGAACACUUAAAAAAUGUUUAUUUGCCACAGAGCACUCCUACCUCAGAGGAUAAAGAAGGAUAAUUACAUUGACAGGUUUCAGGUAGCACCUUUUUCUGAAUUCAACAUGAUUAACUUAAUGGCUUAGUUAUAACUGACAGGACUAGAAAGCUCAGGAAUGUGUAUCUUGAGUAGGAGUUUCAAACUAAAGAAUGUGCCUCUGUUAUUGUCUAGUCACCCCAUGCAGGCACUGAUUUUUCACACAUGUUAAGGCGAGAAACAAUAUCUGAAAAUGACAAUGUCACAAAACCAGGAGAGUGUAUCUUGAUACUGUGGAGGCAUAAACAUGAAUGACAAUCCAAGAACUGUUUUAAAGGUAUAAAACUCACCCUGAAAAUAAUGUGACUUUGGACAUGUGCUAAGCAAACACCUGUGCUAUGAUUCCACUGACCAUUUUGGAGUCAGACUCAGCCUGUCACUGCUUAGUGGGGCUCAAGGACCUUUUAUUCUCCUUGGUGCCUGUAUUCUGGUUAGUCCUGCCAUUGAAUCAUCAAAAAUUGUAAGAAAAAGGACAGGAAUAGACUACAGGUCUGCAGUCCUCCAAAACAAAACUGCACCAGCUUUAUUGCCCUUGCAAAUCCUAACUUAAAAUCCAGAGUAUGUUGUGGCUUAAAAGACACAUUACAGAGAAACUUGUUAGCAGCACUUAACAUUUUGAGAUGUAUAUAUUUACUCAACACAAUUAUUCAAAGGCAGUGCUCAAAGGACUAUCCUGGCAGUGAACUGAGAAGAAAAAUUUAUAAAGAAUGCAAUAAUUAUUUAUAGUAGUAUACUAUUAUAUAGUAGAAUUUCACUUUCAAACUAAGCCCUGUCUGAUAUUCAGAUUUCUCAAAUAGUAAAUGUUUUUCUUUUCAGUAAAAGUUCCUCCUCAAAGGCUGAAAACAGCUCAGGUAGACAGGUGACUAUUGUGACAAUAUUUUUUUAUACAGAAGGUGUGGUUAAUAUUUCCUUGUUGCUUAGAAAUCCAGAGGAACUAUUUCCUCUCCCUGAUGAAGGACCCUGGCUUGCCAAGGCUGCGAUGUGAGCUGCAGCUCUUCCUGUUCCCACCAUAUCUUCUCCCAGAUGCUAUUAUGGACAUAACUCAGACCACUUAAGUAGGAGGAAGGCUUUUUUUUUUUUCCUAAAGACUUCAGUAGCAUCAUGGGUAGCCAUAACACUAAUGCUGCCACAAGGUCUAAUCUGAAAUGCAGCUUUUCCUCCUCCUAAUUGCUCCUUUUUUUUUUUUUAAUCAUAAAUAUAAUAUAUCAGACCAUUUAAAAUGAAAAUGUUCUUAAAAAGAACACUGCAUGUUAAAAAUCUCCAAAGAUGUUGUUACAACUCUGUGUCAACAAAAAGGGCUGUGAGGCACGGGUGCUUCAAAAAUGCUAAAAUUAUUACUUAAAGAAUAAAACAAGACUUUUUACUCUGCUGCUGGUAUAGCGAUUUCAGAUCACGAAGAAUGAGGCAGUAUAAAAACAAUUUUUCUUUGCUCUGUAUUUCACCUUUGAAGAUUAGUUGUGGUCUGAAGGCUUAAAACAUGGCUACAGGGAUUGCCUGUGGUGGCAGGUCCAGUAUCUGCCAAACGAGGCACACGUGCUCCAAGCCACACUAAUAAUGUGCUGGUGCACGUGGAAGCUGGAGGUUAGAAUAUUCCUGUUUCAACAAAAGCUCUUGCACACAAUUAACUUUCUGUAUGGUCAUUACAAAGUGAAUUUCUGCCUGUGUAGUGAAACUGACUGAAAUGCUCUUUGUGAAGAAGCUCCCCCUCUGGGAAACACUUAACUCUGAAUAGGAUAAACUUUGCAAGUGACAUAAGCUAACCCAGAAAAAAACCCAAAACCUCACUUACUCUGAAAUGGGAAUGUCUGUAUGGGGAGUUACUCCAGACUGGUUCUUACCCUUUAUAUUCACAACACACUUGGUUCUGUAACAACCUGUAAACAGUCAUGUUAAAAAAACCCGAACCAAACAAAACAACAAAAAAGCAAACAAACAAAAAAAAUCUGUAUGCCCCUUCCUCCUUUCUCUCCCUGCCAAAUUAAUUCAGCAGUAACCCACUGGGCAGCACUAGGAUUUUUUUGUCUUUCUUUGCAAGCAUAUAUUUAUAUUCUUUACCAAUGUGGAAAAGACAGAAUAACUAGCCUGAAUAAAAGCUGAAUGUU